Molecule: messenger RNA, 1902 nt
Organism: Andrographis paniculata
Lineage: Eukaryota; Viridiplantae; Streptophyta; Magnoliopsida; Lamiales; Acanthaceae
Product: protein HOTHEAD-like
Exons: 5
Coding region: 36-1706 (556 amino acids)
Molecular function (GO): flavin adenine dinucleotide binding; oxidoreductase activity, acting on CH-OH group of donors
Source: RefSeq, a predicted model, not a curated record
UCAAAUGCUUACAAAAAAUAUAACUAAACUUAAAAAUGGGGUUUCUUAUUGUGCCUGUUUUAAUAGGUGUUUUCUUCCUUACUGAUUUUGGCUUUGCAGAAAAGGCUCCAUAUUCUUUCGUGAGAGAAGGUACAUCGGCGGCGCCGAGAGAGUACUACGACUACAUAAUUGUCGGCGGCGGCACCGCCGGAGUGCCGCUUGCGGCGACACUCUCGGCCGCGGCGAAAGUCUUGAUUGUCGAGAGAGGCGGACAGCCUUACGGAAACCCGUCGGUAACCACCAUAGAAGGUUUCGGACAGGUUGUAACGGACUUGUCGCCGACCUCCCCGGCGCAGAGGUUCAUAACGGCCGACGGAGUUUUCAACAACCGGCCGCGGAUUUUGGGCGGCGGCAGCGCCGUUAACGGCGGAUUUUACACGCGCGCCGAGCCGGAGUUUAUUAGUCGGUUAGGACUUGACCCGCAGCUGGUGGAGGCGUCGUAUAGGUGGGUGGAGGAUAAGAUAGUUUUCCGGCCGCUUGUCCGGCAAUGGCAGUCCGCGUUCCGAGGGGGGCUGGUGGAGGCCGGGGUGGUUCCGGACAGGGGAUUUACGUACGAGCAUUUGAUCGGGACGAAAGUUGGGGGGACAAUUUUUGAUGAGAAUGGGACGAGGCAUAGUGCAGCUGAUUUAUUGGAGUAUGCGAAUUCGAACAACAUUGUUGUUUAUUUGAAUUCGACUGUGCAGAGGAUCAUGUUUCGACCAGGCGUAAAGCCGAGAGCCAUUGGAGUAGUCUUCAAAGACUCUGCUGGUGCCCUACAUGAGGCAAUAUUAAACAAUGGGUCAUCCAAUGAAGUAAUUGUAUCGUCUGGUACAUUAGGCAGCCCACCUCUACUGAUGAUGAGCGGUAUUGGGCCGCUCCGACAGCUUCAGGCCCAGAAAAUACCAAUAGUAUUAAGACAACCAUUCGUGGGCCAAAAUAUGGUCGACAAUCCUUUCAAUGAAGUUACAUUUCCUUCUCGUAGGAAAUUGGAAAUAUCUUUGCUCGAAGUUGUCGGAAUAGCCAAUACUACCAAUUAUCUCGAAUCGAUCAGUUUACCCUUGAACUUGUCCGCGCUUAGGGAGUUGGGCCUAGAAAUCGCCCGAAUCAAUAAUAAGUCACUGACUCUUUUCGAAAUUCCGAGUAACAUCUCGGUACCGGACGGAGUAAACUUUACGACGCCGUUUGAAGCGGGACAAUUGUUGGAGACAUUUCGGAAGCCUUUCUCGAAGGGCUAUAUCGAGCUUGAAAAUCGAGAUCCUGAUAGGACUCAAAGGGUGACAUUCAACUACUUUAAAGACCGUAGGGAUAUCGCAACUUGUGUCGAAGGCCUUAAGAUCAUCGAAAGGGUUACGGAGUCUAAUUCGCUAUCAUCAUUCCGAUACCCUUCAACGACAUUUAUGACUUACCAAGCAUUGACAUUGGCAUAUCCCACCAACUUGAACUUUCGGCGCACUUCGUCGUUGUACAACCGCGAUGAAUUUUGUGUGGAUUCCGUUAGGACGACGUGGAAUUACCAUGGAGGGUGCCAGGUGGGUAGGGUUGUCGACCGGAACUACAGGGUCAUCGGCGUCGAUGAUUUGCGUGUUAUCGAUGCAUCCACGUUUGAUCAGUCUCCGGGAACUAAUCCUCAAGCCACAAUUAUGAUGCUUGGCAGGUAUAUGGGAGAGAAAAUUCUCCAAGAGCGAUAGAACUAAUAUGUAUUGCAAUGGAAAUGCUUGCUAAUGAGCAUAUGAAAUAUAGUUUAAUGAACACGUGCUAUAUAGAUUAUUAGCACGUGGGGCUUGUUCUAUUUUAUGUGUUCUAAAACUUGUGUGUUGAAGUGAGUUAUAUGUUCUGUGUUAAUAAAUCUUGUGUUGAAGUGAGUUAUAAUAUGUGUUAUUGAAA